AUGCCUGAGGAUGGAUCCUAUUCCCUCGGAACCAGCGUUUUGUCCGUGACUAGCUCGGUGGUCUAUGUCGGUGAAUUUGUUGGCGCCCUGAUGACAGCUCCAAUCAACGAUGCAUGGGGUCGCAAAGCAGUCUUUUACUGUGCCUCGGCUUGUAUCAUCGCAGGAGCUAUUGUCCAAGUAUGCUCGUUGGACGUUUAUGGCGUCUUCCGUGCCGAUCGAGUCCUCAUCGGAUCAGGUAUUUGUCAAUUCAUAUCUACUUGCUUGAUCUACAUCAAAGAAGUUGCUCCCGUUGAGAUUCGGGGCCCCGCUCUUAUGUCCUUCCAAUUUAUGCAACUCAUUUCUCAAUUCGUCGGAGCUUGCAUUACACAAGGCACACAAAGCAUCGAUGCCCCCUCCUUUUAUCGAACCCUCAUGGGACUGCUGACGGUCUUUCCGGGUGUCAUGAUAAUGCUCGUCCCUUUUGUCCCAAAGAUUCCUGUGUGGUAUGUUUCGAAAAAUCGUCCUGAGACAGCUGAGGCAUCUUUGCGGAAGAUUUGCCGCAUGGGAGGUUAUGACCCGGCCAAGGAUCUUCAGCUUAUCCAGGAGCAAGUGAGCAAGGAGCGCGCGCUGAAAUCCCAAUCUUCUUGGUCGUCAUUGUUCAAGGAUCCCGUUGAACGACGGAAACUUCUCUACUGCUGCGGUGCCACAUUCGUGCAGCAGAUUAACGGUAUCCAGUUCUGGUAUACCUACGGCGUGGCCUUCGCACAAUCGACUGGUAUCGGUGAGCGAUUCACCAUCAACACCAUCAUCUACGUCUUGCAGAUCAUCACAGGUAGACUUUCGGUCGCGCUUGGUGAUAAGAUUGCGCGCCGCACGAACCUGCUCGUCUGUACCGUCGGAAUGCUGUGUUCAUUGGUUGCAGUUGGCGGACUAGGGACCACCCGCUAA
This is a messenger RNA of Penicillium paradoxum, 927 nucleotides long. RefSeq lists its product as uncharacterized. Gene Ontology annotation, biological process: transmembrane transport; carbohydrate transport. Gene Ontology annotation, cellular component: membrane. The record is from RefSeq and is a predicted model, not a curated record. NCBI's taxonomy places the organism in Eukaryota, Fungi, Ascomycota, Eurotiomycetes, Eurotiales, Aspergillaceae. The transcript has a single exon. The coding region runs from base 1 to 927 and encodes 308 amino acids. Gene Ontology annotation, molecular function: carbohydrate:proton symporter activity.